Molecule: messenger RNA, 1830 nt
Organism: Peronospora farinosa
Lineage: Eukaryota; Oomycota; Peronosporomycetes; Peronosporales; Peronosporaceae
Source: the annotation of a GenBank genome assembly
AUGCUAGCUCGUCGAGGACGCGCAUACAUGCGCCACAGUUGCCUAUGUCGUGUAUCGAAUGAGAUGCUGCAUUCAUUGGCAACAUCUCGCAGUGUGUCACUCUAUUCUUUGCGUAUGAUACCAAGAGACGUGAAGAUAGUAUCAAGUCCAUGGCGCUCAACGUUGCGUUACUCGGACAGUUUCAUGUUGAUGUCAACGUCGACUCGAUUGUUUUCCCAAUUGAAUCUCAUCACCUCGCAAGUAGACGAAGACGAAGGAGAAGAAGAUGAUAUACAGGAGCAAGAGCAGGACAUUAAACGUUGUCAUGAGUUUAAGUUGCAGCGAGAUACGAGGCUAAUUCCACUUGAACGCCUCGAGGAAUCGUACGUAACGCAGCUAAUAGAGGCGCUGGAGACGUCAGACGGAUCAGCUGCGUGGCGCACGGCACUGAACAUUUUUUACGAGAUUCAGCAGUCCAAUGGACGAGGUCUGACGCUGGAGGUGGCCUCCUUCCUCGUCGAGGUGCUGGGAGCGAGAAAACGCGUGCAGGACUGCAUGCGAGUGCUGGCGUACGCACGGGAGCAAGGCAUCCGUCCUCGCAUCCAGUCGUACUCGAGUGCAAUUGGCUGCUGCUACAGGGAGGAGGAGUAUGGCCACGCUCUGCGUGUGUUUGAAGUCAUGCGGAACGAUGGAUACAUCCCGCAGACCGUGACGUACUCGCACGCACUGUCAUCGGCACUUAAGUCGCAUCAACAUGAACUGGUGCUUGAGAUCUUUGACGAUAUGAUUAAGAAUCGGCUGGACUUGAACAUCAUCAUUUACAACAAUAUUCUAAACAGUUGUGUCCGUGCUUCAGAUAUACAUAGUGCACUAGGCGUUCUGCGUGCAAUUCGCCAGAGAGGACUGGAGAUGACACAGUCAACGUACCAUUCACUCGCCAUCUGUGCUGGCAAGACGGGCAAUUGGGAGCUGGCGCUAGAUACCAUGAACAUGAUGCAGACGAGCGGCUUUGAGCCCACGGCAACGAUCUUCAACUCGGUGUUUUCGGCGUGCGCCAAGGGGAAAGAGUGGGAUACGGUGGUCCAAGUGUACGAAUCCAUGCCUGAGGACCUUCGCGAAAACCUGCAAGGUGUGUACCUUGGUGCUGUGAUUAUGGGUCACGCCAAGUCCGAGAGUGAGGAGCUAAAAUUGCGAGGACUAGAAAUUUUUUACAAGUAUAAAGCGCGCCGGUCUAAGGAAGAGCAGCCUAACUUUUUUGCUUACAACGCGGCGUUGCUUGCUCUGCUGGAGACCAACCAACUCGAGAGGAUGCACCCCCUUGCCAACGAGAUGAAACAUCAGGGAAUGAAAUGGGACACGGUGACCUAUCAGUGCUUGAUCCUGUCUUAUAUUCGAGGAGGUGCCGUCGAGACUGCUGUGCAAAUGCUGCAGAAGAAUGCCAAGCGCAUGGGCAAAACGACCAUGUGCUACCGCGAAGCUAUCGACUUUUACGACGAGAAGCGGAAAAAUCCUCGUGAGGCGGUGCGACUCACGAUGCAAAUGAUGCAGAUGAACAAGCGCUUGAGUCGCCUCGACUGGCACAAUGCGCUGCGAAUUGCGCUGGAGCUGCCUGAGCGAGCUCCGUAUUGGAACUUCCGCAAGUGGAUGAACAUCCGCGCCAAAAGUAUCUUGAACGAUGUGCCCCCGCAUCUCAUGCUGCCCAAUCACGCGGACCAGCAGCGGGCGCUCAUGCAAGAAGAUGAGCCAAGCCAAGAGCAAUCUCAAAAGAAGCAUCACCUCGACAACUACCACUCGCGCAAACGCCAGCUGAACCGCAGGAAGACCAAUUUCGACGACGAAAAGUUCCUGUAA